Molecule: messenger RNA, 1210 nt
Organism: Dufourea novaeangliae
Lineage: Eukaryota; Metazoa; Arthropoda; Insecta; Hymenoptera; Halictidae
Gene: Fancl
Product: E3 ubiquitin-protein ligase FANCL
Exons: 6
Coding region: 1-1170 (389 amino acids)
Biological process (GO): protein monoubiquitination; interstrand cross-link repair
Cellular component (GO): Fanconi anaemia nuclear complex; nucleus
Molecular function (GO): ubiquitin protein ligase activity
Source: RefSeq, a predicted model, not a curated record
AUGGUUAUUAACGAUUACGAAGCUAUUAUUCAAUGGCACCCUGAAAUGAUACUAAUCUCUGAGAUUCCGGUUACCUGGCAAGGAUUUUUGACAGUUUCGUGUCGAUCUCGUUUUGGAUGUACUAUUCGUAUCAAAUUAAAACUAGUUGUACCGAAUUAUCCGUCUUUCCACAAUGCAAAAAUUAAUUUUGGCAAAGAAAUUACACUUAUACGCAACACCAAUUUUAGACAACAGGUGGAGGAUUUAAUGGCAAAUAGUACGAAAACUUCGUUGUUUUUAAGGCAAUUACAGUCACUUAUAAGUAAUUUCAUUGAUGCUACUUAUAUAGAAGGUAAUGUGUAUGAAGCAAUAGAUAACAGUGCACUGGAUAUACUACAAGAAUUAAAGGAUGCUCUGGAGAUUCCAUCUGAAGUUCAACUGUUAUCUGACACUAGUUUAAAUAUAAUCAAAUUAUCUAUGAACAAUGUGUCUUUAAAAUUACAAAGGACAAAGAGCAGUGCGUGUCCGUGGAGUGUUAUCUAUUCAGAUUUGCCUGAAAUUCCUGCCUUUGGACCUUUUGAAAAGAAUGUAUCGACAUUAAGUAUAGCACGAAAUAAAUUGAAAUUACAAGUAGAGAUAUUUGAGAAAGCUUGGUUCAAUCUGCAGCAGAUCGACAAGAACUGUCAGAUACUAGAUCCAUUACAACCAAAACUUUGUCAUCUCUAUCGCAGAAUUUAUUUAACAUCAUUGUUAUCGAUGUUUGUUAAAAUAGAUCCCUUGAAUCCCAUGGAUGUACCUGAAAUUAAAUUCAUGGGUAGUGAAACACAAGCUGAAUUGCAAAGGGAUUUGGUGUCUAAGAAUGUGCAUAACUGGAAUCCAAAAUGUAAUAUUAUAAGUAAUUUAAUGAUGCUGUUAAAUAUAGACACAUUUCCCAAAAAAGAAGAGGAAGAAUACAUAGAAGAUAAGAAUGUUAUUGUCUCUGAUAAAGAGUGUUGCAUUUGUUUCUCUAUGGAAUUAGACAAUGAACUAUUACCUGAUAAAAUCUGCAGUAAUGAAAAAUGUAGAAGACACUUUCACACACCUUGUUUAUUACAGUGGUUGCAAGCUGUUGCUGGGAAUCAUAUUGUAUUUGACCAUAUUCAUGGUACUUGUCCACAGUGCCAAGAAAGUAUAUCAUGUUGCAUAAAAUAGUAUUCUUAAUAAUGCACCUUCAUUUAAGAUAAGUUACAUG